Topomyia yanbarensis is the source of this 1698-nucleotide messenger RNA. RefSeq names its product phenoloxidase-activating factor 3-like. NCBI's taxonomy places the organism in Eukaryota, Metazoa, Arthropoda, Insecta, Diptera, Culicidae. The coding region runs from base 46 to 1176 and encodes 376 amino acids. Gene Ontology annotation, biological process: proteolysis. The record is from RefSeq and is a predicted model, not a curated record. The transcript has 3 exons. Gene Ontology annotation, molecular function: serine-type endopeptidase activity.
AACCUGCCAGAACACAAUCGUACUUCGCAGAAAUUGCACACCAAAAUGCAAGCGCCGUUGAAGCAAAUUUUCUUUCUUCUAUUAUUGGCCGUUUCAUCGCACCCCACCAUAGCUAAAUCAUGUGAAACCGAAGACUACGAGGAUGGCGUUUGUGUUCCGUUGCAAAAAUGUGACAAGUUCAAAGAAGCCCGUGAAAAAGAGGCUUUAUCGGCAGGUCAGCGAAAUCUUAUUGACCGGGAGCUGGCCAAGUGUACGGACGAGGAAGAAGCAGGACUGAUCUGCUGCAAGCGAAUACUACGUCCUCCUAUUGCGCGUUCCUUCGAGGAUGCCAAACCUCUGACCGGUGGAAAUCGCGAUGUUCUGCCGAAACAAAGUGAAUGCGGAUUGGACAGUGCCGACAGGAUCUAUCAUGGAAAUGUAACUAGCCUAGAUCAAUAUCCUUGGCUAGUUCUGAUCAAGUACAUUGAUAACGACGAGAAAGAAUCAUUUAAAUGUGGUGGAUCGCUAAUCAGCAAACGCUACGUUCUCACGGCUGCUCACUGCAUCAACCAAGCAAUUGCCGGUGUUCGUCUUGGUGAGUGGGACCUGGAGACGGAUCCCGACUGCGUCACUGAGCAAUCUAUCAGGCGCUGUGCGGAUCCGGUUAUUGAUGUCGGCAUAGAAAGGAUAUCGAUCCAUAAAAACUACACCAGACGAGCCUCCAAAGGAGGUAAGAUCGAUAUGGCUUUACUGCGCUUAGAUCGGGAGAUCUCCUUCGGACGUUUUGUUUUACCGAUUUGCCUACCGAGAACGGAUGCCGAAGCGCAACGCGCCGAUAAUCAAACACUGUACGUGUCCGGCUGGGGAAUGACUGAAAAUGACGUGGUUAGCACGAAGAAACUAUUUGUUGACGUGAACAAUGUGGAGCUGGACGAGUGUCGAAGGAAGAUCAAUGCACCGUUGAUAAAAAUUGACGAAACGAUGAUCUGUGCGCUGGGGGGAAAUGGCAAGGAUGCCUGUCAAGGUGAUUCGGGAGGGCCGUUGAUGGAGAUUAAGCAGGUGGCCGGUGGAAAAAAGCGAUUCUUUCUGAUAGGAGUAGUUAGCAAAGGGUUGACCUGUGGUUCAACGAAGCCUGGAUUUUACACGGAUGUAUACCAGCAGUUUGAUUGGAUUAUAUCGAAUAUGGAACUAAACUGAUAAUUAGGAACAUAUCAGUAGAGUAGAAGGGCGCUCGAUCAUCGCUGGAACUUGUGUCGUUUUGUAUAACUUAAGAAACAUAACUAGCAAAAAAUUUCAAAUCAGAUGACAAGUGGAUUUCGAAAGCCUAUUUUAAUCGGAAUGGAAUGGAAUAUUCAAUGGUUAAAAUCUGAUCAGAGCUUAUUAACACAAUUUAAAGAAGAUAGAAAGCGAUUGACAUGAUAAAUGGAUUACCGUCCUGAGUUUUCGAAGUGAGUGCCGGCAAAUUAUCUUCGAUAUCUUUUGAACGUGUAAACGUGUCAAAAUGCUGUCAUUGAUUUUUCGCUACGAUAACUGCAUGGGCAAUUGACCAAUCUAAUCAAAACUGCAGUGACUGCGGCGCACAAUCCGCUCAGCUUAAAAUAAAAAGUGGACUAAAGUCAAAACUUUGUCGUAUCGAUUCAUAUUAGAUGGUUUUAUGGAAUGUUGGUACACUGAAAUUGUUUUUGACAUUAACAUAUCAAAAUACACUUUUGCACUUAA